Molecule: messenger RNA, 1819 nt
Organism: Gossypium arboreum
Lineage: Eukaryota; Viridiplantae; Streptophyta; Magnoliopsida; Malvales; Malvaceae
Product: serine carboxypeptidase-like 18
Exons: 13
Coding region: 170-1648 (492 amino acids)
Biological process (GO): proteolysis; secondary metabolic process
Molecular function (GO): acyltransferase activity, transferring groups other than amino-acyl groups; serine-type carboxypeptidase activity
Source: RefSeq, a predicted model, not a curated record
AACCCAUCAAAAUAUUAUACGCGGUGACAGCCUAACAGGCUUAUCAUCAUUAUUUCAAGCAGUGAUUUAUCCCAUUUCAAAUGUCUUCAUAAGUUUGAGCUCAUACUUUCCCGAAGACAGCUCUUUUAUGUUAAUAGAAAGUGAACCACAGAAGUAGGAAGUAGGGAGGAUGUUUUCAAAGUAUGCCCAGUUACUAUGUUUUUACUACAUAGUCUUCAUUGUGGUUUGGAAUAGGCAUGUGGUUUCAUUUUCAGACAUCAGGUCUCUUCCUGGAUUUUCUGCUUCACUUCCCUUCAAGCUUGAAACUGGGUACAUAGGGGUGGGAGAUCUGGAAUUUUUCUAUUAUUUUAUUCAAUCAGAACGUGACCCUUCAAAAGAUCCUCUCAUCCUAUGGCUCACUGGAGGCCCUGGUUGCUCUGCUCUCUCUGGUCUUUUUUUCGAGAUAGGUAAAAUCUCUGAUUAUUUUUGGUGUUUAGUAUCACCGACAGGAGAUUCCAUAGUCACGUGUAAUGAUGUUAAUUUAGGGCCCUUGCAAUUUAACAUGGUGGAGCAUAAUGGCAGCUUACCAACUUUUGCUCUCAACCCUUACUCAUGGACAAAGGUUGCAAAUAUAAUCUUCCUAGACGCACCUGUUGGCACUGGAUUUUCUUAUUCAACGACAUUGCAAGGUUUUGAGACCGGGGAUAAAAGGUUUGCUAAUGAUGGGUAUAAUUUUCUGAGGAAGUGGUUGCAAAGUCAUCCCAAGUUCAUCACAAACUCACUCUAUAUUGCUGGUGAUUCAUACGCUGGGAAAAUUGUUCCCAUCAUUGUUCAUGCAAUAUCAGAUGGCAUCGAAGAUGAGAACUUUCCAGCCUUCAAUCUCAAAGGGUAUUUGGUCGGUAAUCCUGCAACGGGUUCGAAAUAUGAUGACAACUCAAAAAUCCCAUUUUAUAAUCGUAUGGCACUUAUCUCUGAUGAACUUUAUGAGUCAGCCAAAAGGAAUUGUAAAGAAGAAUACGUAGAAGUGGAGAUGAGUAAUGUAAUAUGUGCAAAAGAUCUUCAAGCUAUCUCAGAGUGCAUUGCCCACAUAAACAAGCCACAUAUCCUGGAGCCUGAGUGCCCUAGUGACUUUGAUCCACCGGAUAGUUCGGUCAAUGAAAGGAAAUACUUCCUAGAAACACGUGAAGAAGACUGCCUGCAGGCGCCUGCCGAGUACCCUAAAUUCGGAUGUCGAAACUACAAUACUUACCUUUGCAAGAUUUGGGCAUCUGAUGACAGUGUCCAGCAAGCACUUGGUAUCAGAAAGGGAACAAUCAGAGAAUGGAUAAGAUGUAAUGAAAGCUUACUUUAUGAUAAAGAUGUUGGGAGUGUUUUAGACUAUCAUUUAUCUCUCAAUACAAAGGGUUACAGGGCUCUAAUAUACAGUGGUGAUCAUGACAGACUUGUUCCCUACGUUGGAACCGAAUCAUGGAUUAAGUCCUUGAAUUUGUCCAUUGUUGAUGAUUGGAGGCCAUGGUUUGUUGAUGAUCAAGUUGCAGGAUAUUCGAGAGAAUAUGGAAAUAACUUAACAUUUGCAACUGUAAAGGGAGGAGGUCACACGGCUCCAGAGUUCAAACCGAAGGAAUGUUUUGCAAUGUUCAAUCGAUGGAUUUCCAAAAAAUCUUUAUGAUAAAUUGCUACAUCUUAAUUCCCCAGGAUCUGUCUUAGCACUUUUGGGUUUUCUUAUGCCAUUUCAAAUCUGUAAACAAUGGAGGUUUCAUGCUACAAAUUCAUAAUAAACGAAGCUGAUAUAUUGGACCAAAUUAUAUUUACCAUAUAUAAUCAAAGGUCUUUAUAUAAA